Grammomys surdaster is the source of this 4418-nucleotide messenger RNA. RefSeq names its product Rho GTPase activating protein 20 (gene Arhgap20). Gene Ontology annotation, molecular function: GTPase activator activity. Gene Ontology annotation, biological process: regulation of Rho protein signal transduction; signal transduction. Lineage: Eukaryota; Metazoa; Chordata; Mammalia; Rodentia; Muridae. The record is from RefSeq and is a predicted model, not a curated record.
AUGGAAGCGAUGUCUCCUCAGCAGGAUGCUCUAGGGGCGCAGCCGGGGCGCUCCUCCUCGCUGACAGGCAUGUCUCGCAUCGCGGGAGGCCCUGGCACCAAGAAGAAAAUGAAAACACUCGCAGAAAGGAGGAGAAGUGCCCCAUCCCUCAUCCUGGACAAAGCCUUACAGAAGCGGCCGAGCACCAGAGACAGCCAUUCUGCCAGCAUUGACACGUGUGCAUUUCUGUCGUCGUUCAUGUGCUCCAGUAGGACUCUGCUGAUUGAUGGUCCAGUGGAACUUAAAAGAGGCCUGCAGAGGCAGGAGAGGCAUCUUUUCCUAUUCAACGAUCUGUUUGUCGCGGCCAAAAUCAAAUAUAACAACAAUUUUAAGAUAAAGAAUAAAAUAAAGCUGACUGACAUGUGGACAGCUAGCUGCGUGGACGAAGUGGGAGAAGGCAACACAAACGCUCUGAAGUCCUUUGUCCUGGGCUGGCCCACAGUGAACUUCGUGGCCACUUUCAGUUCUCCAGAACAAAAGGACAAAUGGCUCUCCCUUCUUCAGAGAUACAUUGCUCUAGAAAAGGAGAAAGACUACCCGAAGAGCAUCCCCCUCAAAAUCUUCGCCAAGGACAUUGGGAAUUGUGCCUAUUUUAAAACUAUAACAGUAAUGAACUCAGACACAGCGAGUGAAGUUAUCAACAUGUCACUACAAAUGUUAGGGAUAACUGGCUCUGAGAGAGAUUACCAACUGUGGGUAAAUUCUGGAAAAGAAGCGGCACCGUACCCACUCAUUGGACAUGAGUAUCCUUAUGGAAUUAAAAUGAGCCAUCUCCGAGACACUGCCCUUCUGACGCAGGGAUCAAAAGACUCCGCCAGCCCGUCCCAGCUCCAAGAGCCUUUCCUCAUGGAGCAGCUGCCCCGGGAGAUGCAGUGCCAGUUUAUCCUGAAACCUACCCGCCUGACGACAGCCCAGCAGCUGAGCGAUUCCAGCCAGAAGACAUUUAAGAGGAGGCGCUCUAUCAUCAACUGGGCUUUUUGGCGGGGUUCUAGCACACACCUGGACAACCUGCCCAUGUCGCCAACAUCCCCUAUGCCAGGACAGCUCUUUGGAGUUUCUUUACCAGAUAUCUGUGAGAACGACAAUCUACCAAAGCCUAUCUUGGAUAUGCUUUCCUUUCUUAACCAAAAAGGCCCCCUCACAAAGGGCAUCUUCAGGCAAUCGGCCAACAUGAAGUCUUGCAGAGAGCUAAAGGAGAAACUGAAUUCUGGAAUUGAAGUCCACCUUGACUGUGAAUCCGUCUUUGUGAUAGCGUCUGUGUUGAAGGAUUUUCUGAGAAACAUCCCAGAAAGUAUUUUUUCUUCAGAUCUGUAUGAUCACUGGGUCUGUGUAAUGGAUCAAGGGAAUGAUGAAGAAAAAAUAAAUAUAAUUCAAAGGCUCUUAGAUCAGCUUCCCAGAGCCAAUGUUGUUUUCCUAAGGUAUCUGUUUGGGGUAUUACACAACAUUGAACAACAUUCCUUAUCUAAUCAGAUGACUGCAUUUAACUUAGCAGUGUGUAUCGCUCCAAGCAUUCUUUGGCCUCCUGCUUCCUCCAGUCCAGAGUUAGAAAAUGAAUUUACGAAAAAGGUUUCUCUUCUUAUACAAUUUCUGAUUGAAAACUGCUGUAGGGUAUUUGGAGAAGAAAUCACUUCUCUCUUGGGGGAGCUUUCUGAGAGAAGCAACAGAGAACACACCCCAGAUAUGUCUUGCUUCCAAAUGAACGACUCCUCCUAUGACAGCUUAGAGAACGAGCUCCAUGAGGAUGCCGACGCUCCAUGCAGUGACCUGCUCAAAACACUUGGCCAGGGGAGCAGGAGCAUGGACUCUGUCUUAACACUCAGCGACUAUGACCUUGAACAGCCUGAGGUAGAAGGCCUUUUAACCCUGAGCAACUUUGACUUAGAUCAGUCUAAAGAUGACCACAUUCAAAUAAAACAACCUCUGGAGCCCAAGCCAGUGAAUGUUUUCGUAGCCUAUAGGAAGGUUUCAAUGGGAGAGCAUGCUAGGGCCCCAGCUGGCCCGGAUACACCCAGCUGCCUGCCUGCAACGGCAGCAGAUGCCCCAAAAGUCCUGCGGCGGCACCGGCGUUCCUCAGAACCCAGCAUUGACUAUGUAGACACAAAGCUUUCCUAUCUCCGGGAAUUUUACCAGAAAAAGCUACGCAAGUCCAGCUGUGAUGCUGUACUCUCUAGAAAAGAUGAAGAUUACCUGAAGCAGACGCAGACUCAGAAGAAAGGGGAUAAGAUGUGUUUUAAACAGAGUUCAGUGACAAGCACUGAUGUCAGCAAGAGAAACACUACUAAUGAAAACAUUAAGAAGAAAAGCUUGUCUGGUCAUGAAGGAAAUCAAGUGACACCUUUCACUAAGUCCAAGCCAGUGGCCAUUUCUGUGGCAUCUUACAGCCAUGCAUCCUCCCAGGAUCAUUCCAGGAAGCAACCCUUUGAUGAAGAUACAUGCAGGUUCUCCCCACGGCACAUAGCAGAUGCCCAGAAGAGCUCACGGGUACAUCAUCGGCGCUGUUCAGAACCCAGCAUAGAUGACCAGAACUACAAGCUGUCCUAUCUCAGGGGGAUCUAUUCAAAGAAACAAAAUAAAACUAGCUGUGAGGCUGGCCUCUUGCAUGGAGAAGAGGAUUAUCUCAAAAGGCAUAAGUCUUUGCAAAUCGAGGGGCAGAAGCUCAUUAAUCAGAGUUUGGUCAUGGGCAUUGAGGUGGGCAAGAGCAGCGGCAUGCACCAAAGCACUGAGAAAGUUUUGCCCCCAAGACUAAACCUUUGCCCGAGGGCUAGCUAUUCGAGCUUAUCCUCCCCAGGCACAUCUCCAUCGGGCUCCUCGGUAAGCUCCCAGGACAGCGCUUUCUCUCAGAUCUCUGAACAUUCUGUGUUUAUGCCCACCGAAACUUCCUCUCCAAUAGAUUGCACUUUCCAGGCUCAGAGAAAACAGGAAGAGCUUUCUUCAGACUUUGACAGUCCCAGCCUCAUUCCUGGAAUGCCUGGUCCCUCCAUGGGGCAGGCCAGCAGCCACCUAGCUUAUUUAAGAAAGGGUACCACGGAGCAGCCGUCCCAAAUGCAUUCUGUAACUCUUCACCCCAGCGCAUGGUUGAGAAGUGGUUUGGUCACUUUAAAAAACUGGUCCCUCAAAAAGAAAACAAAAGCAGCCAGACCAGAAGACAGGAAAGUGUGUUCCCUAAAAGAACCUCUGGAGUUACCUUCUUGUGCUUCCGGUACCCCAGAGGCUGACUCUCUACAAGAGAGUCUGGAUGACAUACACCUACGGGUAGAUGAAAGACCUGGACAGACAGCCUGUGGGUUCAGUUCUUAUGCCUGUCAGGACUCAGAGCAACACACCAGCUCUCCAUUCAGCCUAGUGGAAAGCAUACUCAAGCCUUGUAUGAAGUUGCAUGAGGGAGAAGAAAGUGUAGGACAGUACCCUUGUGAUAACCUUUGGGAAGGAGCCUCUUCAAGUCGGGAGACUGUGGAGGAUGUGGCCAACCCAGGUGCAGGAUCUACGACAGUCAAUGACGGGGACAGACAUUUAACCAAAGACUGUUACCUACAAUAAGAACUUGAUAUCAAAAUAAUCUUAUGUCUUUAAGAACAAGAACUGGGCCAAUAAAAACACAGACAGUAAUUAAAUAACCCUGUUCAUAAGACACCUAGGGUAGGUAGCACAAGGACAAUCAUUGCUAAUAUGACAGUUUCUUUGUUGAGAUUAUGUGGCAAAACUUUGUUGAGACGUUUUAUGAUCUAAAGUUUUGAAAGGCUCUUCCUAUUAAAAUAUGGGUUAAGUCCUUUUCUGAGAUUCUUGGAUACUGACAGAAGGGUAGAGGAAGUGUCCUUUGUAGAAGAUGCCUGCUCAUGUCAGCAGUCUGAGAGUUCAGGUGUCUUGAGAGGACCAGAGUACCUUAAAUGCAGCAUCAGUGACCCAUAGAGGGGAAGAGAGAAACCAUCUUCACACCAUGGAAUAAGCAGGCAAGAAAAAGGGCCACUGAGCUGCUCAGAAAAGCAUGUACUAAGGAAAUCAUGUAAAAACCUGUCCCUGAAGCCAAGUCAGUGGCCAUUUCUGUGGCUGUUCUUAGUCAUGUGUCUUCACUGGGUCAUUUUAGGGACCAGCUCAUGAUAAAGGCAGAGUAGAGAAAAAUAGUGGGUAAAGAGCCAUGGGUGCCGGGACAGCACAGCCUGUAAUCGGGCAGCUUGGUUGGUUUUUGUUGUUGUUUUUCUAUUAGGGUUGAGUGCAUUCACAUACAUCUUUCAGAAAUGAAGAUACAAAGACAAGGAAGGAAGAGUUUGCCCAUUUUAGUGUCCUUCACACAUUCCCCAUGCAACAAACCUGUGUUCCGGGAAUGUAACUUAUCCCACCAUAAAGGAACCUGCUGACAGCAUGCGCUCUCGUAGUGCAGAAGA